GAGAUUUCCAGCUAAAUGUUUGCCAUGAAGGAGGUUGGGGAGAGUCGUGCACAUGCUAUAUAUAAUGGGAGUGCUUCCAGAAUCAAUAAAAUUGAGCUUCAACUUUAUCCAGUUUCUGAGUCUGACUUUGGCAAAGGCUUGCCAUAUGCUCCUGUAGAUUGGCCAAAUGCCGGUGAUAUGUGGGGUUGGCGCGCAGGGAAAAGAGUUGCAAGUUCAGGCACCUUUAGAGAUAGAUAUUUGUAUCUUCCGAAGCAUUUUAAGGCUCCAAAAGGUGGAAAAAAUUCUUUUCGAAGUAAGAUUUCAGUUGAAAAGUAUCUCCAAUCUGAGUAUCCUGAUAUGGAUAUAAACCAAUUUUUUGCCUCAUUUAGUUGGAUGAUUCCUGUGAAGAAGUCGACAAGCUCAAAAGAUAUAAUAGAGCAAACUUGUAAGGGUGGUACAGAAUUUGCAGCAGUUUAUCAACAGAAAAUCCUUUUCCAGACAUGCUUUAUGACAUGUAUUGCAGUGAGCCUGGUUUUUGCCGAGGUUGUUGCUGUAUACUUUGCUUCAAAAAAAUCAGUUCAGACUAUGAUGGGUACAGUUAUAUUCAAUGUGAAGCAAUAGUAGAUGGAUAUAUAUGUGGACAUGUUUCCCAUCUAGACUGUGCUUUACGAUCUUACAUGGCUGGGAAAGUUGGAGGAAGCAUCAAGUUGGAUGCACAGUAUUUAUGUCGAUACUGUGAUUCAAGGAUGGAUUUGGUUCCACAUGCUCUGAAACUUAUAAAGACCUGUACAUCUGUUGCUUCUCGAGCUGCCAUUGAAAAGAUUUUGAAUGUUGGCAUUUGUAUUUUGCGUGGCUCACAAAAAAGAAAUGGAAAAGAGUUGUUGCAUCAUAUUGGAUCAAUCAAGUCAAAGCUUAUGAAAGGAGUCUGCAUUCAAGAUGCAUUCAAAAAGGAAGGUUGUUUGGAUAGCACAGAUUCUAGUUAGGGUACUCCCUGCAGUGGCAAAUCAUUUCUCGCUUUUAAGAUCUUUUCGGAGUGGUGGUGAGAUCCUAAUUUUGGAUCACCAUUAGUUCCAUAUGGUAUUUUCAGUCCUUAUUUCUUAUUGGAUACUUAUGAUGUGUUUCAUACUCUAAAGUUGUAUUAGACGCUCUUUAUACUUAUGCUACCUAUUUUUGGGAUAUUUUUUGUUUUCUUUUCUAUCAUUUGUGGCCUGACCACCCUUUUGGAGUUUCGUAGAUAUGUGUGUUAUUUUUGGAUCACACACUUUUUUUGGGGGGAAGGGAUGUAGUGUGUGCCAUCAUAACCUCGACUUUUGGACCGUGAAAAAAUGCCUGUUAAUUUGACAGGAGGACAUAUUUCAAGAGACUCGAACAAUCUUAUCUGCAAUACCACCUGUCAUUAUUCCUUGAGAAGAGCUAAUCUUGUAUUGUUUAUU
Molecule: messenger RNA, 1412 nt
Organism: Solanum lycopersicum (tomato)
Lineage: Eukaryota; Viridiplantae; Streptophyta; Magnoliopsida; Solanales; Solanaceae
Source: RefSeq, a predicted model, not a curated record